GUCCAUCUCACCUAAUUGAACGAGAAUACUGCAUCGAGGCGCGGGCGCUUAAAUGAAGGGAGAGAGAGAGAGAGAGAGAGAGAGAUGGUGGAGAGUGUGAAGCGGUAGAGUGUUUCACAAAUGCCAUAAUUUAACAUCUGUCGACAACUGAUUGAUACGAGCGAGAUAAGACGGCAAAACUAACUAAAGUGCGGCACGAAGAACGGCGAACUUUGAUUUACAAUCAUGAUUUCGCAGAACUGAACGAAUGCUUCAAGAAAGAAGAAAGCGGGGACGCGAAAAAGCCGCGUGCAUGGAUCUCACAUACAUCCAUCAUCCCACGCGCGCUGUUCUCCAGGCAAAAUUCAACAUGAUUCGCGUAAUGAAACUGUUCGCGGCGAGGUUUUAAUGGAGGUGGAAGGUGAAUCUCCCGACAGCGAGCUUGAGUUUUAGUCGCCGUUAGUUCCAGAUGUACAACAUUGCUCCUCAUCGCAGAGUUCUCAUGGCUCCAGUUGGAGACACCAGAGCUUGGAGAGACAUGUGCCGUCUUUAGCAGCAAUAAUCGCGGCAGGAAACCAGUCUGGAGGGUUGAAAAUAGCAAUAAAUCCGCACUGAACACAAGUGACCCGUCGCGCUAUGAGAAACUUCAGGGAAAGAGCUUCACCGGCGACCGCGCGGAUGCUACGACGCUUCGUGAUGUUUUAAAGUGGAGCCUUUCUGAUAUACAGGAACUUUUUGGAUUAAUCAUCGACAUAAUCGCGGAGAUGACAAGAAGACAGGACGACAUUGCGCCAUCACCUGUUAUCUGAACACUGUGAUUAGUUCUCACAAAAGCACUGAAUCUUUUUUUGCCUUUGGACCUGCUUUCAAUACAUUCCGGUGUUAGACAUGGAGACUAGUCAGUUACGGACAGUAGACUGGUUGAUUUCUUAAUGUGCAAGAAUACAUAGCCAUAUCGUUUUUAUUCCUCUUUUAACACAUUGCGUUCGGUACACCUAUUCAUUUUGCACUAUGAUGGAACCGCCACCUUGCUCUAAAAAGAGCCUGUCUCUUUCGCUGCCGGUUCCCCGGGAGGGACAGGCGACCCUCAAGCCUCCCCAGCAUCUGUGGAGACAGCCACGGACCCCCAUCAAAAUCAAACAUCGCGGUUACUCUGACACCGACCGACAUCACCACCGACAGAUAGAGCGCUCGAAUGCCAUGGACACGAGUGACCGGCCGGGGCUCAAGAAGUCCCGCAUGUCCUGGCCAUCGUCGUUCCACGGAACCACCAGCGCGUCCAUAAGCAACUGCGCUGGAAGUAAGCGCUAUGAUGGGGAGAAUGGGCCCUCUCCUGGCCGCAGCCCUAUGGAUUCGCAGGCGAGUCCGGGGCUGGUGCUCCAUCCCCCCUUCCCUCAGAGUCAGAGAAGGGAAUCUUUUCUCUACCGCUCUGACUCUGACUACGACAUGUCCCCCAAGACCAUGUCACGAAACUCCUCCAUCAACAGCGAGGGUCAUGCUGAAGAUCUCAUAGUCACCCCUUUUGCUCAGGUGUUGGCUAGUCUACGAACUGUCAGAAGCAACUUCACCAUUCUCGCCAACGUCACGACUCCCACUAACAAGAGGUCACCAGUGACCAGCCAACCCACGGUUCCCCCAGCAACGCUCUCAGAUGAGACAUACCAGCAGCUGGCCCGGGAAACUCUGGAGGAACUUGACUGGUGUUUGGACCAGCUGGAGACCAUACAGACCCACCGCUCUGUUAGCGAGAUGGCCUCCAACAAGUUCAAGAGGAUGUUAAACAGGGAACUGUCUCAUCUGUCUGAGAUGAGCCGCUCGGGGAAUCAGGUGUCUGAAUACAUCUCUACUACCUUCCUAGACAAGCAGAAUGAGGUGGAGAUUCCCUCUCCUACGCUCCGGGAGCGAGAGAAACCAAUGUCUCACAUCAGCGGUGUCAAGAAGCUUACACAUAGCUCGAGCCUCACUAGUGCAGCCCUGCCCCGCUUCGGGGUCAAAACCGAGCAGGAGGACGCACUGGCUAGGGAGCUGAAUGAUUUAAACAAGUGGGGCCUUAAUAUCUUCCAUGUGGCUGAGUUUUCCAAUAACAGACCUCUAAGUUGCAUCAUGUUUGCUAUCUUCCAGGAAAGGGAUCUAUUGAAGACAUUUCGGAUCCCAGUGGACACAUUUAUCACCUAUGUGAUGACACUGGAAGACCACUACCAUGCCAACGUGGCCUAUCAUAACAGCCUGCAUGCCGCUGAUGUCACACAGUCUACACAUGUGCUGCUCUCCACACCAGCACUGGACGCUGUUUUCACUGAUCUUGAAAUCCUGGCUGCAUUGUUCGCUGCUGCCAUUCAUGAUGUAGACCACCCUGGAGUUUCCAACCAGUUCCUCAUUAACACCAACUCAGAACUGGCAUUAAUGUACAACGAUGAAUCUGUAUUGGAGAACCACCACCUGGCUGUAGGCUUCAAGCUUCUGCAUGAGGAGAACUGCGACAUCUUUCAGAACCUCACCAAACGACAACGGCAAAGUCUGCGCAAGCUGGUCAUUGACAUGGUUCUGGCAACAGACAUGUCAAAACAUAUGAGCUUGCUGGCAGAUCUUAAGACAAUGGUGGAGACGAAGAAAGUGACGAGUUCAGGAGUGCUGAUGCUGGACCAUUAUAAUGACCGAAUACAGGUCCUGAGGAACAUGGUGCACUGUGCUGACCUUAGUAACCCAACGAAGCCCCUGGCAGUGUACAGGCAGUGGACUGAGCGCAUUAUGGAGGAGUUCUUCCGGCAGGGCGAUAAAGAGCGAGAGCGUGGGAUGGAAAUCAGCCCCAUGUGUGACAAACACACUGCGUCCGUGGAAAAGAGUCAGGUCGGCUUUAUCGAUUAUAUUGUGCAUCCCCUGUGGGAGACCUGGGGGGACCUGGUCCACCCUGAUGCUCAGGAAAUUUUGGACACCCUUGAGGACAACCGGGACUGGUACCAAAGCACCAUUCCCCAGAGCCCGUCACCACCGCCGGACGGCCCAGAUAACGAGCUUGAAUCCUGCACGAACAAAUUCCAGUUUCAGCUCACCCUGGAGGGAGAAACAGGACCAGUCGGAGCUCCCAGUCAUAACCACAUAGGCACCCAUGGUCAGGAGGCAAAGAAAGAAGAUGAGGAGGCGGUGGAAGCUGAGGACGAGGCAGAAGAAAAAAUGGAGGACGGGGAGGAGGUGACAGAGGUAGUGCUCGAGAGGUCGGGACGGAGGCGACUGCAGGUUCAGUCAGUAGUCGAGGAGGAGGACGAGAGACAGUCUGAUGAGAGCCCUGUGGAGGAGACAGAGGAGGAGAAGUCGUCCUCUCCUACCGAUGACACAUAAUACGAGAGAUUCAAGGAACAGCUGUCUGGCCCAGAGGGCUAAGUAGGGGCCAUCCUUCAGAAACUCUUUACCUACGCUCGACCGUUCACAUAGGACUCUUCUGUUUCUGAUAGCUAGACCAUAAACAGAUUAAGUCUUGUGUACCAAUCCAAUAAGACGUUUGAUUUUAUUUUUCAAAAAGGGAACAAAAUAAUAUUGAUAUCAGAGAAGUAUUUAACACAGCAACUGUAGAUUACAAGUGUGAGCUGGAGUCCAUCCAGCAGCGAGGGUGAAGUUUGAUGGAGAAACAGAAUUAUGGUGGGGUUUGUAAAGGGCCAUUACGUCAGUGUAGCACUCUGGAAUUUUCACACAUACACAUACACACAUUCACAGACGUACGUGAAUUUCAGUCUAAAAUAACGAUACCGCAUAGUACAUGCAAACACACGGCUGUGUGUCUGUGUAUGUGUUCAGGGGGCCUGGAUCUGAAAGGAAUUUCUUUGGGAAAAAGCCAUCUCAAAAAGGAGCAUCAGUGUCAAUAAUCAGCUUUUAAAGCAUUCUAACAGGGACUUAAAUCCUCAGAAUUCACAUGUUGGGUGAAAUCGGAGAGACUUUUUUUCAAUUUCUGUCAUAGAGAGAACACAGUUGCAUCUGCCAGGAGAAAUGAGAUAACGUCUGCUGUCCAAAAAACUGUGGAGGGAUGAGGAUGUCGGAAAUGAUUUGUUAGUUGGUCCCACCCCCUCUUACCCUUUACCCAGGAGUGCUACCAGUGCAAGAUGGCUGUGUGCCUUUCUGAACCACCAGCUUCAACUCUGGAGCUGUUGUGAAGCAAUGCAUCAUGGGACAGGAGUGUCUGCUUUUGUCUUCAUUUUUGAUUGUCUCUUUCUCUUUUUAAGCAAUCUAUCUCCAUCGAUUAUGGUUUGUGCCGGCAUGGAGCGUUCGCGUUGUCUGUGUGAUAAUUCCUGCUCUCAUUCGUCUGUCUUCCUCGGUCGCUUUCGGGCCAACCGAGCGUUUAGGGCCUAGAUUAGUAUUUAUCACCGUCACUGCUCAUGGACUGCCCUCACUUUCCAUGUGAAUAAUUAAUGAUAGUCACUUUCUGAGGAUAAGCCAUGUGACGCUUUGAAACAUAUGUUUUGCCUUCUUUUUGUUUUGUUUUGUUAUAUCCAUUCCUGCCAAAUUUGUAAAAGCAACAGUCUCCUCAAUUGCAGCACACAUUCACACAGACUCUCUCACCUUCACCCACUCACGCUGGUAAUACAUUCUCUGUCUACACCACAACACACUACAUUAUGUUUUGCCAAAGGAAUGAGUGCUUAGCUGAUAAGUUGGAGAAGCAUUGAUCGGGGACUAGAACAAAGGGUGGUGAGAGAAGGAUGAGGUAUAUCUGAGAAAGAAAGACGUUGGUGGUUAGAAUGCUGGAAAAAGAUAGAGGGAGUCACAUGCAGCCAUAUUGAGUUUGAUGCUUUUAUGCCUUAAUGUCAACUGCAGGGUUUCUACCUGUCACAUUGUGGACUAAUAAGAUGUUGGCAUUAUAUCCCAGACUAUUUAUUUCAUGUCUAAAUGCCUUGGUAGAUGUCUGUGAAUAAAAUAGCUCCAUCUGGAGGUUUAGGGUAGUUUUUCUGCAUGGCAAAGGUACUACAGCAGACAGUACAGACAGAGAAAGAAGGUCAUACCAUUAAAAUAAACUGUUGCUCUAAUGUACUUCAUGUCCGGCAUCUUUUCAUGAUGUCUAUUUGACUUUUCACCAACUUUUAAAGGGAGAAAGAGAGAGAUAGAGAAAGUAAGAGAAUGAGAGAGUUCUCAGGUUGAUGUUAGAUUUGCAAUAUUGCCUCUCUCUCAUCUCAGAACUUUUUAGUAUGGUUUUAGUUCAGUUGAAUAAACCAGUUGUUGCUAUAUUGUGGGGCGGCGUUUGUAAGCAUCCCUCUUGAAAUAUGAUAACAAGCUAGUUUCUGCUGGUCAGUAGCUUAGCUUUACACAAGCCUGUGUCUGUCAGAGCAGUGACUCGAGGUCAUACCAGUACAUAUAUGAUAAAUGUACUUGUCUGUGACAGGAUUAGAGGAUGUCGUGGUAUAAAUUUUCAUUUGGCGGACCACAGGAGGAAAGGCUGAGGUUACACAAUUGGUUUGUGCAAACUAAUGACAUUCCCAUUACAUUUGCCUGUCUUACCUUAAAAUGCUUUGUUGUGUAGGUUUUCGUUAAUGUUGUGAGCACUACGCUAACAAAUAAUAUUUGCCAUUUUAACACGACACUGUAGCAAUUGUUUCUUAUUAAGAAAUUAUUAAAAUUAAUUCCUUGCUGCCAUUCUUUUUGGAUAUCAAAAGGAAAAACAAGUGUUUUCUUUGAACAGUUUGUGUACAGUUUUUAUUUUUGUAUCAUUCUGGUUUGAUGGUUUAAAAAUCAAAACUACUAUCUAAUAUAAAUAGUAGACGAAUCACUGCUUGUUUUGUAUAUACUGUAAUGUUGAAUUGUAAAUUUGAGAUCUCUCAGAAUCAGUCACAAUGAAUCACUUUUAGUUGUAAUGAACUGUAUUUGAAUUGUGGAAUUUCAUAAGCACCCUCCACCUUCCCCUUUCUUUCUCCUGUCAUCUCCCCUGCCAUUCAUUUGGGGGAUUUUAGUCAACCUCCCAUCACCUUUAAAUGUGAAUAUUUGAAUUGUAUUGGAAAACAGACUAAUCAUCAGUUAUUUCUAAAACUUGUCUUUACCAGCACUUUAUUUUUUGUGUCGGAAGGUGUUGUGAGAUGGCUGAAAUCAAGGGGAAUGGUAUAGAAGGUUGUAUAGCAUGGCACAGGGUGAGCACUUUAAAUGGCUCGGUCCAAAAGUCUUCUUUUUGGUCCUCAAUGCCAUUUCCUGCUAAAGCUCUGAGCAACAUCAGCUACUCUGUGUCAAUAAUCUGCACUGUAAAGGCUUUUAAUAGGGGUUUUAAAUACUUCUGUGAGGUUAAUGACCUAGAGACAGUCAGAAAGAUGACGUGGCUUAAUCAGAGAAUAGUUUUUCUUUGUACUUUGAAGUUAUGCCUCAUGAGACUCUCCAAUGAAAUUAUUCUCUGGGCUUUAAAUAAUAUGUUACUUGUUCACAAGUUAUGGUAAUAAUAUAAAUGAAAAAGAAAACACAGGAAAAUGAUUGUAAUAUUUGUACAUUAUAUUGCUGUAAUGUGUAUAAUGUGUCCAAGUUAUUUUAUAUUAUAUUAUUUUUAUGAAAGGUUUUCCUCUGAGAGAACUGAGUUGUCAUUUUGUGAAUAAAAUGCAUUUAAUAAGCAAACAGCUAUAUAUAAAAACACAAAUAUAUAAAUAUAUACCAGUAUAUUUUUUCUUUCACUGUUCAGUACUGUAAAGUGUGUUGAAAAUACAAAUAAAGGACGAUUUUUCUAAUAAAUACAAUAGCUAUA
Molecule: messenger RNA, 6679 nt
Organism: Megalobrama amblycephala (Wuchang bream)
Lineage: Eukaryota; Metazoa; Chordata; Actinopteri; Cypriniformes; Xenocyprididae
Gene: pde4a
Product: phosphodiesterase 4A, cAMP-specific
Exons: 15
Coding region: 991-3315 (774 amino acids)
Biological process (GO): signal transduction
Cellular component (GO): nucleus; cytosol; perinuclear region of cytoplasm
Molecular function (GO): 3',5'-cyclic-AMP phosphodiesterase activity
Source: RefSeq, a predicted model, not a curated record